CUCAACAAAGAAUGUUCUCUAUUCAUUUCUGUUCCACGAACUUGAAAUAAUAGGUUUCUCAAUUAGUGUGUUCGAAAUAAUUAUUGCGUUCGAGGAAAGUGGUGGAGGUGAAAAUAUGUAAUAUGUCAUAUAAAAAUAUGUAAAACUCUUUUCUUUACAAAUAUCUUUAAAAUGUCUCUAUCAGCAGAAUUUCGACAUAGUAUCAAACCGUUGAUAAUUAUGAAUUCGAUUUUUACCACUGGUCUGGUCGAAUAUUUUGUUGAUAAUAAGAUUAACGGAAUCGGUAUUGUUCAUGCUUGUUUUUCAAUCAUUUUCUACAUUUCGAUGACCAAUGUUCUUUCAUUUUCCUCGGUAACGUUUCAAGAUGGAAGACCGUUUCUUAUAAGAUUAACAUAUCAGUUAUACAUUUAUAACGAUUACACAUUUUACGUUGUCACUAUUAUCGCUGGGAUUCUCAGAAGAAAGAAGAUAAGACACCUCACGUUACAAAUAGAAACUUGUAUUCGAACUAUGGAUCAAUUGAAUAUACCUAUGAAUUUGUCUAAAUGUUUAUGGCAACAAUAUUAUAUGAUAUUAAUUUUUAUUUUCAUCUUAAUAAGUAUGAUAACAAUUGAUUAUAAAUGGCUAUAUCCUUCCGAGACUCACAUCUGGUCAAUUUUUAUGACAUAUUACAUCGAACGUUAUCCAUUUAUCAUAUUAUUAGUGACUGAUGUUACUUUUGUAUUCUGGAUGAGGCAAGAAGAUACAUCUGGAACUAAUCAAGUGUGCUAA
This is a messenger RNA of Vespula pensylvanica (western yellowjacket), 771 nucleotides long. RefSeq lists its product as uncharacterized. Lineage: Eukaryota; Metazoa; Arthropoda; Insecta; Hymenoptera; Vespidae. The record is from RefSeq and is a predicted model, not a curated record. The transcript is spliced from 3 exons. The coding region runs from base 172 to 771 and encodes 199 amino acids.